Messenger RNA from Penicillium waksmanii, 564 nucleotides. RefSeq lists its product as uncharacterized. Bases 1 to 564 code for a protein of 187 amino acids. The record is from RefSeq and is a predicted model, not a curated record. The transcript has a single exon. NCBI's taxonomy places the organism in Eukaryota, Fungi, Ascomycota, Eurotiomycetes, Eurotiales, Aspergillaceae.
AUGGCAGACCCCAACACAGAAAUGAAUACUCGCGCCCAACGCGAAGCAGACUACGAGCGCUUCAAGACCUACGCCGCGACCGGAUUCCUCGUUGCCGCCCCCGUGCUCAUUGCACUUCCACCCCGCAAAUUCGACCACCUGACCGUCCUGCUGGCGAGUGCUUUCUGCGUCUCUGCAAAUCAUAUCACGCGCGAACGCACAGGGCGGAGUAUUGUUGAUCGUAUCGAAGCGCGGAUCACGACCCGUCCGGCGGUCCUGCGGGAACUUCCCAGUGAGCGCGCGCAAGAGAUUCAAGCCCGACUAAAGGCUGCGCGGGAAGCGCAGAUGAAGGAGGCUGUCGGAGAGGAAUUGGAGAAGUUGAAGGCUAGAGAGGCGCAAGAGCAGGGUGUUGUGCAGCGGGUUUGGAUGGGUGGGGAGGCUCCCGGUUGGAUGGAGAGGAGGUUGCAGGAGGAACAGAAGGCGUUGGAGGAGGGCAAGGGGUAUGGUGAUUUGAUUCAAGAGCACAUCUGGGAUGUGUGGAACUGGGGAAAGAAGGAGGAGGAGGAAGAAGAAGAUGAUGAGUGA